AUGACGUUUCUCUUUUCAGCUAUCGUAGCUCAACGAAAGCCCAUCAAAGAAGCGCUAUUCCUAAACACAGAUGUGUUUAACUCUACGAUGGAGGACUGCGUGUGGCGCCGAGAGCGUGAGCCUUGUCCAGAUCCGAAUGUCACUCUCAAUUUGUAUACUGAAGCGGAGCCGUUUAAAAAAGAGGUAGACCUGUUCAGCGAGGACUGGCUCCGGCAAAGCAGUUGGGAGCCGUCACAUGAGACUAUCCUGCUCAUACACGGCUAUGCCGGUGGAGAUGACACUCUGCCUAUCGUAGUCCUGAGAGAUGCCUACCUCCGUCGCGGUGGCUACAACGUGUUCAUGAUGGACUGGGGCCAGCUCUCGCAGCCUCCGUGCUACGUUGCGGCUGUACACAACCUAAGGCCAGUCGCGCGGUGUGUUGCUGAGGCCCUGGGAUCGUUAAGACGUGCUGGACUGAGGCCGGACAGGCUCACGUGUGUAGGCCACUCGCUUGGCGCGCACAUGUGCGGAAUAAUGGCCAACUACUUGAAUUUUAGACUCAAUAGAAUAAUUGGGUUAGAUCCAGCCCGUCCUCUUAUCAGAUCUGCGCCAGCACUUCGCUUGGACCCGGGAGACGCGCGGGCAGUUCACGUGUUGCACACCAACGCUGGUCGCUACGGAGAGGGCGCUCGUCUAGGACAUGCUGACUUUUGUCUUAACGGCGGACGAAGCCAGCCCUAUUGCGAAGACACGCCAAACGAAGCUUUAUGCAGCCACGUCUGGUCAAUCUGCUACCAAGCCGAGAGCCUCUUCAGGCCGAGAUCCGCCGCUCCUUGUGGUAGAAGAUGCUCAGUGAGAGUUCCUCCAUCCAGGUCAUCAGCGUUACCUGUACCUUUAGGACAACCCGCACCUAUGACCGCAUCGGGUGCCUAUUGCGUCGAGGACUUCACAACACCUUUCUGCCCCAGCUCAAGCGGACUAGCGGAGGGCGAUACACGCUGUUGCCUUGACAAACAGUACGCGGCCGCGGCCACGACCUUACGCCCACCCCGCACUCGCCCGCGACCCGUGGCCCGUCUGCGCGCCAGACGAAUCAAGAACUAUGACCAAAACGUCACUUUGGACGUUAGCAACCACUUUUGAAUGCAUUUAGAAUCUAUGGUAGGUUAAGAUUUUCUUUAUUGCAAGGUUUCUGACAGGGUUGGCAACUGGUCUAAAUACAAAACACAAGACUUGACAGCGGUUGCACAACUGUCAAAAUAUUGUCCAUGUACAAGAGCGACUUGCAGAGAAGAUACAAUCGUAAAAUUUACACUCAGACGCUUUAGGUAGUUCAUUUAGACAGGA
This is a messenger RNA of Pararge aegeria (speckled wood butterfly), 1326 nucleotides long. Its product is annotated as pancreatic triacylglycerol lipase-like. The record is from RefSeq and is a predicted model, not a curated record. Lineage: Eukaryota; Metazoa; Arthropoda; Insecta; Lepidoptera; Nymphalidae. Gene Ontology annotation, molecular function: lipase activity. Bases 1 to 1122 code for a protein of 373 amino acids. The transcript has 6 exons.